CCAGCAAUACUUCUCAUUUGUUGUCGGUUGUGAAAAGUUGUUAAAUGUGCUGUGCGUAUUUUAAUAGUUAGUUGAGAACUGUACAAGUUUUAGCUAAAGGCAGCAGACGCGUGGGGCACGUACAAGUCGAAAAUUGUAGUGCACCGCCUCGUGUAUCGCCUGCAACAUAGAGUUUUGCCGCACUUCGGUUGUCGGCGGCAGCAAGAAAAGGCCACAAAUACUUGGCAAUUUUUUAACCAGUUAUUUCUGUUUGACGUACCCAACCAUUUCCCAUGUUGGCCAAGUCCCAUUCCAUUGCAGCGUUUGUCUGGACGGCAUUUACGCAAUGCGCGGGCGCGCGUUUUGUUUUUUUUUUUCACCGUGGGUACAGUGCGCAUUCAUUAAUAAAAAAUUGUUGAACAGCAGCAUCAGCAGCAUUGGCAUCACAUGCCAACGCACAACCAUCCCCGUUAUUAAGAGGCCAUUAAACAUAUUGGGUGCCAUCUAUCUUAUUUGAUUCAGCUAAAGCACAGCGACAGAAGCAUCAUGGAGAACGGAAACAAGGCCCUGUCCAUCGAACAGAUGUACCAGAAGAAGUCGCAGCUGGAGCACAUCCUGCUGCGACCCGACUCGUACAUCGGAUCCGUGGAGUUCACCAAGGAGCUGAUGUGGGUGUAUGACAACUCCCAAAACCGCAUGGUGCAGAAGGAGAUCUCUUUCGUGCCCGGCCUCUACAAGAUAUUCGACGAGAUUCUUGUGAAUGCGGCAGAUAACAAGCAGCGAGACAAGAGCAUGAACACCAUUAAGAUCGACAUCGAUCCGGAGCGCAAUAUGGUGUCCGUGUGGAACAACGGCCAGGGCAUUCCGGUGACCAUGCACAAGGAGCAGAAGAUGUACGUUCCAACGAUGAUCUUUGGUCAUCUGCUGACCUCGUCGAACUACAACGACGAUGAGAAGAAGGUCACUGGCGGCAGGAACGGAUACGGAGCGAAGCUCUGCAACAUAUUCUCCACCAGCUUCACCGUUGAGACUGCCACGAGGGAAUACAAGAAAAGUUUCAAGCAGACUUGGGGAAACAACAUGGGAAAAGCCUCCGAUGUGCAGAUCAAGGACUUCAAUGGCACUGACUACACACGCAUCACAUUCAGUCCCGAUCUGGCCAAGUUCAAGAUGGACCGUCUCGAUGAAGAUAUUGUGGCUCUAAUGUCGCGUCGCGCCUACGAUGUGGCCGCCUCAUCCAAGGGAGUAUCCGUCUUCUUAAACGGCAACAAACUGGGUGUACGCAACUUCAAGGACUAUAUUGAUUUGCACAUCAAGAACACGGACGACGAUUCUGGCCCACCGAUCAAGAUAGUCCACGAGGUUGCCAACGAGCGUUGGGAGGUGGCUUGCUGUCCUUCAGAUCGAGGCUUCCAACAGGUCUCGUUUGUCAACUCGAUAGCUACCUACAAGGGCGGUCGGCAUGUGGACCAUGUGGUAGACAAUCUCAUUAAGCAGCUGCUCGAGGUUCUGAAGAAAAAGAACAAAGGUGGCAUCAACAUCAAGCCAUUCCAGGUCCGAAACCAUCUGUGGGUUUUUGUCAACUGCUUGAUAGAGAACCCCACUUUCGACUCGCAGACCAAGGAGAACAUGACUCUGCAACAAAAGGGCUUCGGUUCCAAGUGUACCCUCUCGGAAAAGUUCAUCAACAACAUGUCCAAGUCUGGCAUCGUGGAGUCUGUGCUGGCAUGGGCCAAGUUCAAGGCCCAAAAUGACAUUGCCAAGACGGGCGGUCGCAAGUCAAGCAAGAUCAAGGGCAUUCCCAAGCUGGAGGACGCUAACGAGGCGGGUGGAAAGAACUCGAUUAAAUGCACCCUCAUCCUCACCGAGGGAGACUCAGCCAAGUCAUUGGCCGUAUCCGGUUUGGGCGUGAUCGGACGAGAUCUCUACGGCGUGUUCCCGCUUAGGGGUAAACUUCUAAAUGUGCGGGAAGCUAAUUUCAAGCAGCUUUCGGAGAAUGCCGAAAUCAACAAUUUAUGCAAGAUAAUUGGCUUGCAAUACAAAAAGAAGUACCUCACUGAGGACGAUCUAAAAACUCUGCGCUAUGGCAAAGUGAUGAUCAUGACAGAUCAGGAUCAGGAUGGCUCCCACAUCAAGGGUCUCUUGAUCAACUUUAUCCACACCAAUUGGCCAGAGCUUCUGCGUCUGCCCUUCCUCGAGGAGUUCAUUACACCAAUUGUGAAGGCAACCAAGAAAAACGAGGAGCUGUCAUUCUACUCGCUACCCGAAUUCGAGGAGUGGAAAAAUGAUACAGCUAAUCACCAUACGUACAAUAUAAAGUACUAUAAGGGUUUGGGUACUUCGACCUCCAAGGAGGCGAAAGAGUAUUUUCAAGACAUGGAUCGCCAUCGCAUCUUAUUUAAGUACGAUGGAUCGGUGGAUGAUGAGAGCAUUGUUAUGGCCUUCUCCAAGAAGCACAUCGAGUCGCGAAAGGUAUGGCUUACCAACCACAUGGACGAGGUGAAGCGUCGCAAGGAGCUCGGUUUGCCAGAGCGAUAUCUCUACACCAAGGGCACCAAGAGCAUCACCUAUGCAGACUUUAUCAAUCUGGAGUUGGUGCUGUUCUCGAAUGCUGACAAUGAGCGCUCCAUUCCUAGUCUGGUGGAUGGCUUGAAGCCGGGUCAGCGGAAGGUGAUGUUCACUUGCUUCAAGAGGAAUGACAAGCGUGAGGUGAAGGUGGCCCAGCUAUCCGGAUCAGUGGCGGAGAUGUCAGCCUAUCACCACGGAGAGGUAUCCCUACAGAUGACAAUCGUGAAUCUGGCUCAGAAUUUUGUGGGUGCCAACAACAUUAAUCUGCUUGAGCCACGCGGUCAAUUUGGUACCCGCUUGUCGGGAGGCAAAGAUUGCGCCAGCGCUCGUUACAUUUUCACUAUAAUGUCUCCCUUGACGCGACUCAUCUACCAUCCUUUGGACGAUCCACUUUUGGAUUACCAGGUGGACGAUGGCCAAAAGAUCGAGCCACUAUGGUAUCUGCCCAUCAUACCGAUGGUAUUGGUAAACGGAGCCGAGGGCAUAGGAACUGGAUGGUCCACGAAGAUAUCCAACUACAAUCCUCGUGAGAUUAUGAAAAAUCUAAGGAAGAUGAUAAACGGACAAGAGCCAAGUGUGAUGCAUCCGUGGUACAAGAACUUUUUAGGACGCAUGGAGUAUGUUUCGGAUGGUCGUUAUAUUCAGACUGGUAACAUUCAAAUUUUGUCCGGAAACCGUUUAGAAAUCAGUGAACUCCCUGUGGGCGUAUGGACGCAAAACUACAAGGAAAAUGUCCUGGAGCCUUUAUCAAACGGCACCGAAAAGGUUAAGGGUAUUAUUUCCGAGUACAGGGAGUAUCAUACAGACACCACCGUUCGCUUUGUGAUCAGUUUCGCACCUGGAGAAUUUGAGCGCAUUCAUGCAGAAGAAGGUGGUUUCUACCGAGUGUUCAAACUUACCACGACGCUGUCCACCAACCAGAUGCAUGCGUUCGACCAGAACAACUGUCUGCGACGCUUCCCCACCGCGAUCGAUAUCCUUAAAGAGUAUUACAAACUGCGACGAGAGUACUACGCCCGCCGGAGGGACUUUUUGGUCGGCCAGCUCACGGCGCAGGCUGAUCGCCUCAGUGAUCAGGCGCGCUUUAUUCUCGAAAAGUGUGAGAAGAAGCUGGUGGUGGAGAACAAGCAGCGCAAGGCCAUGUGUGAUGAGUUGUUGAAGCGUGGAUAUCGUCCCGAUCCCGUCAAGGAGUGGCAGCGCCGCAUUAAAAUGGAGGAUGCCGAGCAAGCUGACGAAGAGGACGAAGAAGAAGAGGAGGCAGCUCCCAGUGUCAGCUCAAAGGCUAAGAAGGAAAAGGAAGUCGAUCCGGAAAAGGCCUUUAAGAAACUAACUGAUGUCAAAAAGUUUGACUACCUUCUGGGUAUGUCCAUGUGGAUGUUGACAGAGGAGAAGAAAAACGAGCUACUCAAACAGCGCGACACUAAACUGUCCGAGUUGGAAAGUCUGCGCAAGAAGACGCCGGAGAUGCUUUGGCUGGAUGAUUUGGAUGCCCUCGAAUCGAAGUUAAAUGAAGUAGAGGAGAAGGAGCGCGCAGAAGAGCAGGGGAUCAAUCUCAAGACCGCGAAGGCUUUGAAGGGCCAGAAGUCGGCCUCAGCUAAGGGCAGAAAGGUUAAGUCAAUGGGAGGCGGAGCGGGUGCCGGAGACGUAUUCCCAGAUCCCGAUGGAGAACCCGUCGAGUUUAAGAUCACCGAAGAAAUCAUUAAGAAAAUGGCAGCGGCUGCCAAGGUAGCUCAGGCGGCUAAGGAGCCGAAGAAACCCAAAGAGCCCAAGGAGCCAAAAGUGAAGAAGGAACCGAAGGGCAAGCAGAUUAAAGCCGAACCUGAUGCCAGCGGCGAUGAGGUGGACGAAUUUGAUGCAAUGGUCGAGGGCGGCUCUAAGACCUCACCCAAGGCCAAGAAGGCGGUUGUCAAGAAGGAGCCGGGAGAAAAAAAGCCGCGCCAAAAGAAGGAGAACGGCGGCGGGCUCAAGCAGAGCAAGAUUGACUUCAGCAAGGCCAAGGCGAAAAAGAGCGACGAUGACGUGGAGGAAGUAACUCCUCGUGCAGAGCGUCCUGGACGUCGACAGGCCAGUAAGAAGAUAGACUACAGCUCGCUCUUCUCGGAUGAGGAGGAAGACGGUGGCAACGUUGGCUCUGAUGAUGAUGGCAAUGCCAGCGAUGAUGAUUCGCCCAAGCGUCCAGCUAAGCGUGGACGAGAGGAUGAGAGCAGUGGAGGAGCCAAAAAGAAAGCUCCGCCCAAGAAGAGGCGAGCUGUAAUUGAAAGCGAUGAUGAUGAUAUCGAGAUUGAUGAAGAUGAUGAUGAUGAUUCUGAUUUUAAUUGUUAAGGAACACAUUUCCACACAGGAUAUUGAUAGAAGAUGGACUCUUAGAAUCAGCAUUAUCCGCAUCGAGAAUCUCGAGGAGGCACUUUUUUUUGCGGACUUGCUCGCCACGAUCGUUCGUUAUUUUAUAAUCUUUCAAUGUUCUCCUCGAUGUUAACGUCAAUGUUUUAUAAUUCGUGUUUUUAUUAACUAUAGAUAAACACUUCGCUACAUUCGUUCACUGUAGCUGAUUCUGUUCCAGAGCAGCAAGAAAGCCACCAAGAGGAAUUUACAAACGUAAUAUCGAUGUAUUAACAUGUUCCAUAAAGAUAGUUUGUAGUCUCAUACGAGUUUUCUUCAUGUAAAUAAAUCACUUUUGCCGAAUGGCUAAUACAUU
Molecule: messenger RNA, 5242 nt
Organism: Drosophila melanogaster (fruit fly)
Lineage: Eukaryota; Metazoa; Arthropoda; Insecta; Diptera; Drosophilidae
Gene: Top2
Product: topoisomerase 2
Exons: 6
Coding region: 526-4869 (1447 amino acids)
Biological process (GO): DNA metabolic process; DNA topological change; mitotic sister chromatid segregation
Cellular component (GO): nucleus; cytoplasm; chromosome
Molecular function (GO): DNA topoisomerase type II (double strand cut, ATP-hydrolyzing) activity; DNA binding; ATP binding
Source: RefSeq, marked reviewed